Messenger RNA from Saccoglossus kowalevskii, 1193 nucleotides. RefSeq lists its product as uncharacterized. The record is from RefSeq and is a predicted model, not a curated record. Lineage: Eukaryota; Metazoa; Hemichordata; Enteropneusta; Harrimaniidae.
GGCUGCCAAAGAACCUGUGACUCUCACGUGGCCGGAAGCCGGUAUUUUCUCUCUCUUUGUUGUGAGUGAUGUCAUUCGUGCUAUAUAAGUAGUUAGAGUAUCACUAAUAUUCAGUAGAACGAACGGGAAGUGAGAAGAGUAUUCGAUCUCUUUGUGUGCUGCACGUUUGAUAUUUUCUACCUUUCGUAUAUUGAUCGUACAAUGUCUUCACAGGCGAUGUGGGCUGUAGUUGCAGUAAUUUGCUGCAGUUUUCUAGUGGUUAAAACUUAUGGAAUGGAUGAAGAAAUGUUUAUAAAUAAGCAAAAAGGAGACAAUACUUUACCGACUGCCUUAAAGAGAAGUGCAACGGAAAUCACUGAAGGUAAUCCAGAACGAGAUUGCUAUCUUUGCCUGGGUUGUAUGGUUCGAGUAGCUGAUUGGAGGUUAGAUUUACAGAGAUGUCUUCAGCGUGCGUGUAACUACAAAAGAUGCCCACUUUUUAUGUUCGAUACCUUUAACGAUUUUGCGAGCCAAGCAGCUGAAUGGUACGCAGAGAGUCACGAUACUGGAGUUGCUGGCGUACAAAUGGCAAAGAUAUUUGCGAUGAGCCAGUAUGAAAUGUUUGUUGGAAACCCAUAUGAAACGGCGAAUCUGUAUAGUGAAUUGGAAUCGCUGUCGAGUUAGGCAUUAUUUUGAAUAUUUAUUGCGUUAGGCAGGCUCUUGAAUAUAUCGGUAGAGUUAGACAGGUUCUUGGUAUCUACCGAUCUGAGAAGCUUUGUUGAAUAAACCGUCGGGUUAGACAGUCUUCUCUCUAAACAGUCAAUUCGGGUAACGAAUAUUUCGUUGACAAAAAACUAUUUAUGCUUUAAUCAUUCAGGUUUCGUUUUUAUAUUUAUUUAUUUAUUUAUGUUAAAUACAAUAAUUUAUUUUGUCUUCUUUCUAAAAAAGACGUUGCUACUCCUUUAAGAAUAAAACACGACAAUGCACGAAAUAAAUUAUUUUGAAUACUUAACUAAAUAAUAUACUGAUAUACUAUAUUAUAUAUGUUGCGAUACAGUAUACCGCGUUCGAUUGUUUCGCGGGAAAUUUAAAACGUGCUAUCUUUAAUAAACUGUUGCGUAACAUCUGUUUUUUAUAUAUUGGAUCUUCUGCUUUAUUAAUUAAUGUGACGUGUGUUUGAUAAUUACAAAUGCAAAUAAAUGUUAAUGUAUUGU